ACUUGUGAGACUAGAAAUUCGAACAGUGAUGUUUGUAGUGGCUCACCUGCUUCUGACGUCAUAUCGAACUCCGAAAUUUGAAAAUCAAUAAUUGUCUGUCGUACUAGUCGGUGCACAUGACAGUUCACGAAGGGAAGGAAAUGGCUGUCAUGCCAAAACAUAGUGUUAAUUGCGCACCGUCUGUGAUCCAUUAAGUUAAUAAGAAAUAAUUUUUGUCUAAAAGUAUGUCGCGAAGCACAAAGUGGAAACUCGCGAUCGUUGCCGGAAUUUCCGAGUGUUUAGUUUACGCAGAAGCAAAACAUUGUGCCUUUGAAAUAAAUAGAGAACCAAAGUACUAUGUGUGUCCAAGAACCGAAUACUGUUGCAACUUUGGCUGUUGCGUAUCACCAGGGUUUCAAAUUUAUCAUCUGUGGUAUUAUUGGUUGUUGGUAAUAAUUAUGUUUUUGGUGUGCUCUGGUGGUGGCUGGUGGUAUCGAUAUUGGUUGCAAGGGAGGUACAGAGCAGCAGCAUCUGCCAUUCCCACCAGAUCUUCCAGUUCAAGAACCCAAAAUCCUCUUCGAGGUCCAACAUGUCAAGCACAGCAAGCUCGGAUUACGUACAAUACAGCAAGGAAUACCGUCCUUUUACACCGAAUGUGGAAAGCACAAAGAAGCGCAAGCUCGCCAGCUUACAGCGCAGCCGGCGCAGCGAGUUCGGCCGCCCACUACCAGAACACAAGCGUCGUGCUGAACGACGCGAACUGCCCGUACUAUCAAUUAUACGGUCCACCACCGAGCUACGAGACUGUGAUCGCACAGACGCGGGGCAAGAUCUCGUCGCCCUCGUCGCCGGAGCUUCAGCCCCGCUCGUCCCCGGCAGCCCAGCCAGCAGCGAUGAGGGGCUGCUUCUACCCUACUGUGCCCAGUCUCUUGCCCCCGCCGCCACCCCCGCCACCGCUGGAGGCGCCCCAGUACCAGGCCAGUCCACCCAAGGACUUUGACACCGCCGAGUACGUCAGGCUCUACUCUCGACUUCAACAGCAGUACUCGCCUCGGCAUCAGCUCUAUCAGCCCGCGCCGUACAACGUCGCCGCCGCCGCGGCCGCGUACGACAGGUCCGCUGCAUCGGACAACUCGGACGUCGAGAACUCGGGGGAUAACUACAGCCAGGCCAACAGCCCGGACGACCCCAGCAGAUUUCCCGCGUACAUGUUAAACUGCCCAGCUAAUCGGAAACUCCAUCACUGCUAUGCGCCCACCGCUGUCGCUGCCGCUACUGCUGCCGGAAAGUUCACUUCUCGAGUCGGCGUGCACGGGAUGUCUCGGCGCGACUUCGACUCGCCGAGCUCGUCGCAGUCGGAACUCGGUGUCGAGCCCGUGGCCACGACGUCUCUGGGCUUCGAGGGCUGCGCCACGAUUCAUCGCAGCCGCAAGCUCCAGGGCGGCUCGCUCAAGAUACCCCGCAGACGCGACCAACAGGGCAAGCAGCAGCAGCACGAGACUACGCUCCGGAACAGCCGGAGACUCAGCUCGACCGACUGCGAGGCCUCGUCGAGCCGAGAGCCGGAAGUGACGAGGCGACAGCAGCCCGAGCCCCAAUCCAGUCCAUCCAGCCAUGUGAUAUUAGCGGCUAACGCGACUUCUAAAAGUGGCACCGUGGACGACCAACGGAAUGAUCAUCAUCAUCACCAUCACCAUUCCAAUCAACAACAGCAGCAGCAGCAACAGCCAGCAGCCACGAUCGCUGAACGAAGUAGUACAAAUUCUAAUCUUGAAAGUAAACGCAAACUAGACAGGUCGAGGUCGCUCGACUGAGAGCGAUGACGCGAAGAUGACGAAUGAAAGAGAGAGAGAGAGAGAGAGAGAGAGAGAGAGAGAGAGAGAGAGAGAGAGAGCAAGAGAGAGAGAGAGAGAGAGGGAGAGAGAGAGAGAGCUAUGUCGAGAAUACUUUAUAAUAGAUAGUGUGGACUGUUGAUGCCCUGAUGGUUGCUAGAGAGAAGAAGUCGCGUGGUGUACAGUAUGAUAACAAAGCUUGCAAACUUAUAAGCCGUAUGUGGACAUGCGCAUCUUUGAAUGCUUCCUCAGUUUUCCUCUUCCUGGUUGGUUAUCGAUUCUCUUUUAUUUAAGGAAUCCGCUCUUUGGCAUUGCUGCAGAGGGUUGACACACAAUUUUCUUAAUAUUUUUCGCUGUUGAAUACGUUUUUUUUAUAAAGCGUUGUACAGAUAAGCUGACCACCAGUAAUAAUUUUUUAACAAACCUUUCAACUGACCGCACGAAUCGCAUUUAAAUAUAUAAAUGUACAUUGUCGAUUCGAACGAUUGCGUUCCUUUCUUAAAUUACUUUUAAGUAUAUCCAAUACCAAUGGGUAACAUAGAAUGUAAGGUGUGAUAAGUUUUUCCUUGAUUUCGCUUUUAAAGAGUAUGCAGGUAUUAUGCUACGGUAAACAACAUAUUUUUCUACAAGUAAUAAAGAGCAAGCGUCAUUCGAUGCGGCAGUGAAAGAUGCUCAUGUCUGUGCUUCAUCCCUCGACUGCGUGUAAUAUAAAUGAGAAGAAGAGAUUUUAUUAUAGCGCGUGAUUGACGUAACUAAAAAUCGAUGUGCGCGAUAUCUAUGGUGGAAAAUUCGACAAAGAGAUUCUAAUCUUGUAUUUUACGAGUGUGAGAAACAAAAAAUGUUGUUUGACCUUGCCUAUUUACUGUUCUCGCCAUCUUGAUUGAACGUCACUUAUAUACUAUCCAAGUAACAAUUGCCUGACUUGACGAUCGUGCUAGACUUUCUAAAUUACUCUUAAAAAGGCUAAUAUUGAGUGGAGUACAAUAACUUGUAUAUCGAUUCACUCACCGAAUAAACGCAAUACAUUUCAACUGCUAUUUGAUUUUCAACUGUAUAACCCAUAAUAGUUCCAAAAUAACUUUAAUUUUGGAACAAUUGCGACAUUGAGAUAUACGUAACCGCAGCUUUUACACAAGCGGUGUGUAUUACACUGUACGAAUUAAUAAACAAUAUCCUUUUUCAAAGUAAUUUGACGGUCCAACAUGUUGAUUAUCAAAUAACUAAAUAUUUGAUAUUCUAAUAAACUCAAACAUUCUAAAAUUUUAAAAACUUAGGGCUACGUAUAGUUGUAAUCUAAGUUUAUAUAUUUUUGCGCGAAAACGAUGUCAGAGUUCACUGUCUGUCGUUCUAGUAGUCAGUUUCUUAGAAACUCAUCGUUAUUUUCGUUUAUAGGCGUAUCGAUAAUGAUAUUUAUUAUUAUAUAUACUGUAAGUAUACUAUAAACACGUAAAACAUUAUGUAUGGUGAUAGAAAAAUAUAAAUUGGUGAUCGGAAAAUACAAUAUUAAGUUCACAAACAAAAAUGAAUCAAUUUAUCGCACAGACGAUGAAAAAAUCGUGAAUGCACUUCGCACAACUAACACUUAAAUAUUUACUCUUUUUAGUGGAUCAUAUCGAAUUAGUAUAUUUGGAACGAAUAGGGUGCCGAUUUUUCGAACAAGAAGCAAUUUUUAAUCACUUUUUUCUCGAACAUUGUUAUCAAAUAACAAUUACGAAAUACUGAUGUUGAUUAAAUUAUCGACGUUGAUCUUUGAUUUAUCAGAAAAAUAACAUAUCCGACCUUUGUACUGUGUAUUGAACCUCUCUAUGAAACCAUUUUACCCGUCUUGUACUUUACCUCUUUGCGAAUCAUUAUCUUUUGUAUUCACCACAAAAGAGACGGUUCUGUAGAUCUCAUAUCUUUACUGUGAAUCAGUUAAAGUAUGGUAUAACAUUCUCAGAAAGAAAUGAAAUUCGCUCACUAAUAUAGUUUAAAUAAUAGUUCAUUAGAAUCAAAAAGACUUGAAAAAAUGUUCUAAAUGUCGAAGCGGCAGUCACAAUAGCACUGUCCCCGUUGUUUUUGUCCUCUUUUUUAUUGUUCAGGUGUUCCAAACACUUUGUGAACCUAGUCGCUUAUAAGCGCGCCACAGCACGUUUCUUUGUCAAUAUUAAGUGGACUUACGCACAAUUGUCUCUCAUAUAUUAUACACGCACACGAAUAUAAUUCAGACACCAGGAUAGAUAACUGCUUUGAUUUAACUCCUCAUAUAUACAUAUAUAAAUAUAUAAUAUAUAUAAAUAUAGGGAUAUACGAAUGAAUAAAUCUCUAUUUUUAACGUGUAACGUACUUAAUGUAAAACUAAUGUAAUAAUCGCCAAGCGAGCGCGCCGAUUACUUCGUUAUUUUCUCUAUAUUGCAAAGCUCGUCCGCUCUUUCCAGUGCGUAGCAUUUUUUCUAACAAAUACAUAUAUAUAUAUAUAUAUAUAUAUAUAUAUAUAUAUAUAUAUAUAUAUAAUACAAAUUAAGGCUCGUCGAGCGCUUCCUGUAAGGAUGAACCGACGAAUAGGUCACACUCGGUGUAUAGAAAUAUUCGAAUAAACAAAUGUAGAAUCGCGCUUGAAUGUCAAAGGGGAAACCCGCUGUGGAGGAUGUAGCACAAGAGAAGCGUAACUAUUACAAGUGAAAGAGUGCGCUUAUCUUCGUAUAAGUAUGUGUGUGUAGUUUGAAGAGUUUUGAAAGUAGGAUACUUUGAAGUAAAAACAAAAAGAAAGAACGUGUAUUAACGAUAGAGUUGAUCUCAGAUUUUUUUUCAGCCAAACGGAUGCCAACGUACACAUACCUUUGCGUUCCAACUGAGUGUGUAAGAAACCUCGAAACAACUCACGCGAGGGAGUUAGCUACUAUUUUUUGUAAUUUAAAAAAUAAGUAUCCAUUUUGUACUUGUCAUUAUAUUGCUCCGUGCUCGAUGUAUUCCAAGACGAAGUCUAUGUAUAGUGAGGUGCUCGCGGACAAAACAGAAAACCACGAGAUUUUUUAUAAAAUACGAGAAAAAACCAAGAAUAUUUCAUAAAAAGCACAAUUGUUUGAGACAAACAACGUUACAAAAUGUCUAUGAUUAAUGUGUAUACUUUGCGCGGGAGAACCAUGAGCGUGUGCGCAGCCGUUUGACAUCUAUAUACAAUAUUAUAACGAGAACAGAACGUUUAAUUGUUUACGUUACGUCUAUUGUCUCAUCUUUGUAAAUGUGAGAUUUUAUCAAUCUUCCCACAAUCAUAUCAGACGAAGCGAUUCGCGAUCGCACGUGUGUAGAGAAAGAGAUUCGCAUCGCUUUCGAAUUAUAUAAUAAUAAUGUUGUGAAAACUGUCGGUAAAGGAGAAAGAAUAAGGUUCAAAUAAGCGCAGAGAAGCCGAGUGCAGAGUCAAAAGCGAAAUAUUGUCGUUUAGCUUUUUAGUCUAAAAAAUAGUACUGGAGACUCGAUAUUUCGUUCCUUCUCUCAACUCGAAAUAGCGGUCCAAAAAGUGUAUGUGCCAAUAGCUGAAAACAAAGUAAUAGGGAAUGGAGACGAUUCACGCUCGGAUAUACAUGUUAAUGGCGUAUACAAUAUAUUUGAAAGUGACACAUAUACGAAUCCACGGGAUUCGUCUAUGAAACGCGGGUGGAUUCAACGGGAAAAUAUAUGAUGCCAGUAGAUAAGGUGCGCAUGGACUACGUACACAAUUAUUUUUUGUAUAAUCUUCGAAUUCCUCGUCGCAACUCGUGUUUAAAACUGUGUAUAUUAUUACAUAUACGAGAAAUCGUGAAACACCAUGCCGCAGCUGCAUAAUAAUAAUAAUAAUGCCAUAUAAAUUACGUAUUUAGGUAUAUUCUAAACUAAAUGGAAGCCAUCGAAGGGACGUGCGUGUGCGAAUCGUAUUCUUCGGGAAGUCACGUCGAUGUUCGUUAAUCUUGAUUCUUGAUUAUUUUAUGGUAGCAACGAUACCGCAUAUAUGUGCAGAGGGAAAGAAAAAAACAACUUUUUAAAUGUCUUCAAACGGGAAAAGUACCUAUAGAGCAUCAUCAGGACGACACCGACGUGAAUUCUCGCUUGCGUAUGGCUCCAAUACAACACGAUCGAGUACGAUUCGGCGAGGAUAACUGCAAAUAUGGUGCGAAAUAAAAAAAGCCCUCUGACGACAUCCUGUAAUAAUGUGCAAUCAUACUUGAAUUGAUGACAAGACAAGGACACUGUAAAAUAUUGUAACUAAUAUGAAUAAUGUCUUGCUAAAAAUAAAGACAUGAAAAAUAUUUAUUCACGUACAAA
This is a messenger RNA of Nasonia vitripennis (jewel wasp), 6089 nucleotides long. RefSeq lists its product as uncharacterized. The transcript is spliced from 6 exons. Lineage: Eukaryota; Metazoa; Arthropoda; Insecta; Hymenoptera; Pteromalidae. Bases 225 to 1793 code for a protein of 522 amino acids. The record is from RefSeq and is a predicted model, not a curated record.